Molecule: messenger RNA, 1635 nt
Organism: Ostrea edulis (European flat oyster)
Lineage: Eukaryota; Metazoa; Mollusca; Bivalvia; Ostreida; Ostreidae
Exons: 7
Coding region: 454-996 (180 amino acids)
Source: RefSeq, a predicted model, not a curated record
CGUGACGUCAAAGAUCAACAGAUCGGAUUACUCCAUCUCAAGGCGCGGCUAGUUUCUUUGUUUUACACAGAGUUUAAAAUGGACUUGGACCCAAGGCUUUUUAACAUUUGCCGAUGGAUUGGAUUCAGAGGCGACAGAUUUAGAGGUUAAGGAUGAAAGUUUACAUCUUCAUUUUUCAUCAGGAGGCGAAUCAGAGCCAGAAUCUGUGUUAUCAGCAACACCCAAGACAAAGAAAAGAACAGCCACAUCAUUGCAAUCUACAGGUUUAAGGAAAUCUCCUAGAAAACCUGCCAAAGACAGGCUCUAUGAAACCCUGCAGCUUUCUUGAUGUGAGUCUGGAGAUGAAGAUGAACCCCAACAUGAUCAUCCAGCACAAAAGAAAAAGAAAAGUAUUGAGUGUACAACAGCAGUCCGAAGGUCUCCAAGAAAAGAUUUGAAGGACAAGAGUGCAUCAUGGAGUGCAGUGAAGGACUCUUAUUUAAAUGGUCAACAGACGGAUUUGAAAUGGAACUACGGUACAGCAAAAGAUUCAUGGAUGAAGAAAAUGUACCACUGACAGUAUUUAUGAGGAACAGUGUACAAGGGAUUGCGCCAGAUGAAAGAAUUGACGUCAUAGAUGCUGCCAUUAAAAGAUAUUUUACAUCCAAAAAGGAGGCCAACAAUAGGCACAAUAAGAAUAAAGAAGAGUUAAAUAAAAAGAGGCAAGCAACAUAUGAAAGAAAGAAAGAGAAAUUGAAGAGGAGACUUGUUGCGGUAGAGAAGAAGACGGGAUGGUCCGAGGAGAAGAAAAAUAAAGUUAGAACAUUUUUCCAGCUACCAAAUGCUCACAAAUAUAUGAGCAAUGAUGAGGAGGGAGAUGAUGGUUUUGUGUCCCAUCCAUAUUCCUGGGAGAGUGAGGAAUUACAGAAAGUUAAAGGAAGUCUGGACAAAAAAUAUUUAGAGACAUGUCCUCCACGUAGCAAGAGGUUAUUGUCCAAAAAAGUAGCGGGUCUCUAAGAAAAGAAGAGCCUCUUAAAUUGAACAUUAUUCAUGCAUGGACUUUAAACAUGUGAAUUGCAUGUUAAAAUAUGUUCUUAACAUGUAAUAUUUUUUUUAUUUUUUGACUAUGUGAUGCAUAUGCAAUUUCUUUUUUGUAACACCACUUUUUCAUUUGUACACAUAUUUAGUCUUUGAAUCUGAAGUGCCACAGAGAUCUGUAUUGGGACCAUUGUUGUUUUUAUAUAUAUGUGUUAAUGAUAUUGCAGAUAUACAGAUUAUUUGCGGAUGAAAGUUCUCUGCAGCAGUCAUUCAAAUCUGUUAAAUUUUUCGAAGACAAUUUCAAUUAUGAUCUUUAGGUUCAGAAAAUGACCUUUGUAGUUCAAUUCUUUUAAAACAAAAUUUGAUACCAUUGAUACAAUAAGAAUUGUUCAAAUUAAGCAUAUAUUUACACAAAAUUCAAGAUAAUGCAUUCUAUCAUAAAAUAUAUCAAAAAUAUUUUGUUAUGCAUCCCAGCAUGUUUGAAAUAUCAAUGAUUUAUUGUGUACCAUUUGUUUUAUAUUGUUAUACAUGUCCAUGUAUAUUAACCACCGUUAUUGUGGUAUAUAAUCAUACAUUUGUGAAAAAUAGAAAUUAAUAAAUUGACUAUUGAUAUUUAAA